AUGGGUUCAGUGAAACCCUACGAUCUCGCAAAGUUGGAGGAUGACUUCAUAAAGGAAAUGAUUGAGACAAGAGCAUUCGGUUUGCUUAAGGAAGAAGAAAGGCCUGCCAAACUAGUGAAAAUAGUUGGCGAUAUUGUGAAGAGAUGUUGUGGCUCUCCAUUGGCCGCAACAGCACUGGGCUCUGUGCUGCGUACAAAGACCAGCGAAGAAGAAUGGAAGGCUAUAGCAAUCAGAAGCAGCAUUUGCACCGAGGGGUCUGGAAUAUUACCAAUACUCAAGCUCAGCUUCAAUGACUUGUCAUCGCAGAUGAAGCAGUGCUUUUCUUUAUGUGCUUUGUUUCCCAAGGAUUAUGAAAUUGAUGUGGACAAGCUGAUCCAACUAUGGAUCGCACAUGGCUUUAUUCAGGAACAAAAAGAAGUCCGCCCUGAGAUAAUUGGCCAAUGGAUUUUCAGUGAGCUGGCCUCAAGGUCAUUUUUUGUGGAUGUGAAGAAAGUCCGAGUCUCAUUUAAUGAGCGCUUGGGGAGGCAUAAUUAUUGUAAACAUACAUGUAAAAUCCACGAUCUGAUGCAUGAUGUUGCACUAUCUACAAUGGAAAAAGAAUGUGCUCUCGCACCUGAGAAACCAGGGCAGAUUGAGUGGCUUCCAGAUACAGCUCGCCACUUACUUUUGUAUUGUGAAGAACCACAAAUCAUUUUGAAUGAAUCUCUAGCAAAAAUAUCCCCAGCAAUCCAGACACUUAUAUGUGAUAGGAAAAUGAUACGUCCACUGUGGCAUCCAUCAAAAUACAGCUCUUUGAAGGCAUUACAGCUCCGUACAUGGAGCAGGUCAUUCCCCUUGAAAUCAAAGCAUCUGCAUUACCUAAGGUACCUUGAUCUCUCAAGGAGUUAUAUCGAAGCACUUCCUGAAGAUAUAAGCAUUCUAUACAACCUGCAAACAUUGAAUGUCUCUGGCUGCCAUAAACUUUGUCGGCUUCCAAGGCAAAUGAAGUAUAUGACUGCCCUCCGUCAUCUCUACACUCAUAAUUGUCCAGAGAUGAGGAACAUGCCUGCUGACCUCCAAAAACUCCUAUCACUACAGACACUUACAUGUUUUGUAGCAGGUUCUACUGGCUCUGAGUGCAGUGGUGUUGGAGAGUUGCAACAGUUAAACCUUGGUGGUGAGCUACAGCUGCAUCAACUAGAGAAUGUGACAGAAGAAGAUGCAAAAGCAGCAAAUCUCAAAAACAAGAAGGAACUUCAAGAAAUGUCACUUAAAUGGACCGUUGGUGGUAGGGAUGAUGCAAGAGUGCUCGAGGGUCUCAAACCUCAUGAUGAGCUGCAGGCUAUAAAGAUAGAAUCCUAUGGAGGCACCACCUUUCCAACAUGGAUGGCUAUCUUGCUAAAGAUGGUUGAGAUCCAUCUUUCCAAUUGUAAGAAACUUCAAUGGUUAUUCAGUUGUGGUACAUCCUUCACUUUUCCAAAUCUGAAGGUGUUUACACUACAAGGUCUGGAAUGUUUGGAACGUUUGUGUGAAAUAACAGAUAAGGAACAAGAUAAUAUUUCCUCGCCUUGA
This is a messenger RNA of Triticum turgidum subsp. durum (durum wheat), 1551 nucleotides long. NCBI's taxonomy places the organism in Eukaryota, Viridiplantae, Streptophyta, Magnoliopsida, Poales, Poaceae. The record is from the annotation of a GenBank genome assembly.